Amoebophrya sp. A120 is the source of this 2102-nucleotide messenger RNA. NCBI's taxonomy places the organism in Eukaryota, Dinophyceae, Syndiniales, Amoebophryaceae. The record is from the annotation of a GenBank genome assembly.
AGUCAGGAUGGAAUAAUUCUUGGAUGAGUCUUUUCUUAUAUUACAGCAGUAAAUUAUAGUAGAGUACAACCCGGACCUAAGAUAUUAGGUAUUUCUUUCUGAGCAUGUAGGCUAUUAGAAUGUUCUUCAUUUCUGUUGCGCCUGUACUAGUACGUCAACGGGCUCUAAAUCCUAUGCCUAUCCCCCUGACCCUGUUACGACCUCUCGACUUCAUCGUUGCUAGUUGUCUCUUCUCGUCCCCUUCUAUUCACAGCUAGAGACUUGAUCUUAGUCAAUCCCGUUAGAAAUUUGCGUGUACUACUUUCUCAUCUUGGCCCUAGUUACUACAAAAUCAAAAAAAUGUCCGACGCCGACUACGUGCAGGAUUGCCGGUUAUUGGAAUCGGGCAUCCGCAACGUGCAGAAUUCUGCCUACAACAUCCACAAGGAACUCACCAUCGCCGACAGCUCCUCCCUCCUCCAAACCCGGUCUUUAAUCGACGCCUCGAUCGCCCAGAUUGCGGAGUUGCAGACCGUGUUGAAAUAUCAAAUACAAGUAUGAUGUCUGGGUCUGGAAAGAACUUGUAAUGCUGAAUGGCCACGAUUGACUGUGACUCAAACGCUCUGUCAUGCGCAGGACGCAUUAGAUUACAAACUGCGUUUUUGCAUGACGAAAGUGUGGCGCUUUAUUUGCUGCUUAUGCAAUACAGAUUUUUUGGGAGUGCCAAACACGCAAGACUACAGGUUCAGCUUUUUCUUAUUUUGAUUUUCCAGACCCAGGCAUAUUAUAUUUGCAAUGCAUAUGAAACGACUCCGGGCCUACACACAGAACGCGAACGACGUGACGGAGAAGGCGUCGAGAAAACAGAUGUACCAGCAGCUCUCCAUGAAGCUCCAAGCUGCGGCCAAGGACUUGGAAAACGAGAUCCAGCAGUACAUCAACGCCUGCAACGUGCAGAGAAGUACCAGUCCGUCAACCUCCACAGGAGGGAUUGGAGCUGGAAAUAGCAAUAGGCAACAGGCUGGAUCGAGUACAACAACUUCACACGAACUUAUCGACAUGUCUUCAGGCGGGGGAGCAGGUGGUCGCGCGGGCGGUGGUUCAUCUUCAAGUUCCUCCGGCGCCGGCGGGUUGAACCUGCAGAACAACUACAACCAGGACCCGCUAAUCCCGACGACGUCUUCAAAUAACGCAUAUAAUACAACUACCGGGAGCUCUACUUCCUCCAGCACGGCAAGUAGUAGCUCGAGGUCGAACAAUGUUAAUAAUCUUCCGUAUGGAACAAUAAUAAACCAACCUCAACUUUCCCAGUUCCAGCAGCAGGCCCAGAAAUCCUUCCUAGGCCAGGAGAUCACCGAUGCGGAUUUGGAGCAGGGCAGGUACGAGCGGAUGGUUUCUGUUCAAACGCGGAUGGAAGACUUGCAGAACCUCUACACCGAUCUCUCCGACCACGUCAGCCGCGCGAGCGAGCAUAUCGUAUUUAAAAACGUCCCCAGACCCAGAGUCGUAAUCAUGCAAAGCUGCAUGCUCAGAAUGUUUCUCAUGCGGAGCCCCAUGAGCAGCAUUUUCUAGUCGUGUUUUGCAAUUUGUCAAGCUCCAAUCUGCAUGAUAAACUAGAUCUGUGAUACUGCUGAGCUAGCUCAAACAGCACUACGCUACGAGUCCAAAUUUGUCAUGCACGAGAGCCAAAACUUGUGGACUUGUCUAGCCGAUUCCCCAUCUUGACUAUGGGGUGGGGACGUUUUUACAUAGGAUAGAGCAGUUCGCGUCCAUAGAAGCGCACGUGCUGCGCACCGCGGAAAUGACGCACGACGCGGUGAACGAAAUCAAGAUAACGGCAAACCGCGACUUCCGACAACUGUUCAGGAGGAUGAUGAUGGGCAUUGUCGUGUUCCUGUUCUUCCUGUGGAACUUCUUCUUCUGAGGAACGACAAGGAAUUUCAGGAUGUUUUAUUUGUUGACUGCUGUUUAACAUGUUCAUCUGCACCUCAAAAAAGUAAAGGGCGGGCAAACCUCAAACUGAACUUGGUGUUCAUCGGUGUCGAGAAUACAGAUCAGAAUACUUUUAGUAAGUACGUACUUUCGAAAUUUAGCGACAACGACAGACAAUAAAGCAACGCGAU